This is a messenger RNA of Coniophora puteana RWD-64-598 SS2, 1255 nucleotides long. RefSeq lists its product as uncharacterized. The record is from RefSeq and is a predicted model, not a curated record. Bases 32 to 1093 code for a protein of 353 amino acids. The transcript is spliced from 5 exons. NCBI's taxonomy places the organism in Eukaryota, Fungi, Basidiomycota, Agaricomycetes, Boletales, Coniophoraceae.
CGACGAGUCCUCGUUGAAUGAAACGUCCACCAUGCCUACUCACUCACAGGUUGAUUUCCAUAUCGCCAUCAACUACACGGCGGAAAGACGUGCACUGUUCGCUCAAUACACUCAUACAGAGGCGGCCUACAUUGCGAUGACAGCCUUGCACGCCCAAUUUCACGGUGUUAGGUCAGAACCACAUAGUUACGUUUGGGUCAAGGGAGACGAGGCUUUGCAAUUGAUAUGGCAGGACAUACACACUUCUACGGCCGACAUGCUAGAGGCAAUGUGGCAAAGACUUGCCGCGCCCAAAGAACCGGAUGAGUUGGCUGUAAAGGCUACAUUGGAAAUCCAUAAGAUCUACUUCAGACGAUGGCCUCCGGAAACGCGGCCUCCUUGCAGAGUCGAACAGUCAAAUACCUCAGCAUCCUCGCUAAACCCUCCGCCAGUGCUAAUUUCGCAGGUGUCGUCAGUUCCGUAUGCAACGAGCGAUCAUCAUUUCGUUGCUCUUCCAACGGGUAGAUCUUCCUCCCUCUCGGGGUCUCCUGUCCCGAUCGCCUCAUCGCUCGCCGUCUUGCCACCCCACACCAAUCUGGCACCCCCAAUACCCCGAGACGGGCGAAUAUCGGUAACUCAACCGGUGCUACCAAACCAUCCGGGGUUGGAGUAUAAUCCUCCAUCAAGUGAAGAACUAAGUCGACAAGGACCGGGUGUUCAUUCGUUAUCUCCGCCUAAAUCAUCACCCAAUGAGAGCAAAGAGGACGCGAUACGAAGACUGACAAUCGAGCUUGAGCACACGCAGAAUCAAAUGAUAUCGGCUCACACCCGGGAGCUUCAGAUCAGACGCGAGCUCGAGUGGCUAGAUGGCUGUAAGCGCGUCGACGAGACACUUACCACCGCGCAGCUCAGUGCCGAACUGCAUGCCGUCGCCCGAGUUGCUCAGGCUGAGCGAAGGCGACGUAUGGAUGUCGAGACAAUGUUGGGGCAAGCCAACGCGGAUAUCAGGAGAUCUGUCGUUGCUCCAGCGCUUCUUGAUAUGGUGAGGGAGAUUUCGACGCUGGCGGAGGUGGUUGGGGAUGGUGUCAUGCCCGCCACGGGUGCUCACUAUUAGUACUUUACUGAGCCACGACAGCUUCCGGUUAUCCUCUUUCUGCAUUCUGGAAGAAUAUACCUUUUGAUUUUACGCUUCUAAAAUUCAAUGACGAAAAUAUCGCACAGUAUUAUAACAGUUUAUAUCUUGAUUUGUAGCGACUUUAUUAUCGAACUAUCGCUC